AGGCCUCUUUGGGAACGGCUCGCUCCAGAGGCCUUUCCUCCCUCCAGCUGCAGCAGAUCCUGGGGAGAAACCUCUUGGCGUGACCUUCAGGGGCCCUCCACCUGCCGCAGUGCCGGUAUCCACCUCCUGCUGGGGCUGUUUGGGUCAGAGCCCUUCUCUCCCCUCACCCGGCUGUGGCAGGAAAGUUCAAGGUGUCCUGGCAGCAGGAAGCUCCUUUGCUCCACCCUCUGCCAGGCACACCAGCUCUCUGAGCAUAGCGAGGACCUGCUGAACCAGAGCUGCCAGCGACAGCAGCCGGACCUGUGCUACCACCUGGGUGGGAGCUAGACCCCCGGCAUGAAGCGCCUCUUCUGCGGGCCCUCGGCAGCCAUCACUGUGCUCUUCUGCACCACCGUGCUCUGGUAUUCCUGCUCAGCUGCAGCUCAAGAGGUCUCCAAUGCUUCAACAAGCUCAAUGCUCACAACUGAGUAUGAAACACCAUGUCUUAACGUGAAUAUCUGCACGCAAGCAGCCCUGUGCUGCCCAACGGGCAUGGAUGAUUAUGGAUGGAUUGCAGCGGCCGUUGGCUGGAGUCUCUGGUUUCUGACUCUUAUCCUGCUCUGUGUGGACAAGGUCAUGAAACUCCGGCCUGAUGAACCCAAAUAUUUGGUGGCCUGAAGCAGGGCAAGCCAGCAAGCAGCAGCACCUGGGAGCAGUGAGGUGCAGACAGACUGACAAAGCAUUUCAAUCACUUCUUAAGAAACAAAACAGAAAUGGAAUGUACCUGCUGCCAAAAAAUGGCCAAAUUUAAUCAGGGCAUCUGCUGGGGUUUCAUCCUUCCUGGCAGGUCAGAGCUGCUGGCCAAGGUGUGGAGCAGGCACGUCCCUGUGAGCCACCACCUAUGUCCCACAUUGCACAGAAAACCUUGUCCCCAAGACCUUUCAUGCUUGCUGUGAUUUUGCCAGCAGAAUGAGGUGCUGAAGGACCAGUUACUAGUCUACGGCAUGUUGCCUUAAGACAACCCAGUACAUAACCUUUGGCUUUGAAACAGAAAGUGGGCAAAUAAAGCUAUUUGCUGGAGGAUCAGUUUUACCAGAUCUGUUACUAAGCUACAGACCAGGUUGCUACAUCAAUAAGUCGAUGUAACUCAUUGAUAAUACCGAGUCCUUCUCGCUCACCUGCGCUAUUUUAAAGUCUAUUAACUGAUACCAGUGAAAGCUCUGUUCUGGAAACUUCAGGAUUGUUUGGGCUGUUUUGAAAUUAAAAUUAGUUUUUCUAGUGGAGUUCAUAUGUGCAGUUUUGUAGGAAUUGAACAGUGGUUGUAUUUGUUUGGCUUGUGCCUGCCUAACUAAACCAAGAUGAACCAUGACAAGCAGGUCUAAACCAGCAUAUCCAAAUCAUACACAAAACUAUUCCUAUUUACGCAAGAUGAUAAUAAACACUCUGACUGAUGGGAAGAUUCUCACUGGUUUAUAUUGAUAAAGCUUAUAUUGGCAAGGAAAUACUCUACCCAAAUUGUUAGAAACAUGAUUCUAACAAGAAAUAUUUGCGCAGGAGGAUUUGGCUCUCUGCAGUCAAACUGGUUUGGGGCAGUUGCAUCAGUUUGAUUUCUAUCCGUUAUUAAAACAACAAAUCUGUGUUAAACCCAUCUAGAUAUACAAAGGAUUAGCAAACCUGCUGGAGACAGACUGAAAUUAAACACAGUUACUCUUUAAUAAAAUCAAGCUCUUUUGGAGAUCCAUUAAAUAUCAUUAAAGCCUCCCUUCAGCUUAUCAGUGUAUAACUGUUCCAGUUGGAAAAGAUACAAACCAGUUUAAGACUUCUCAAAUUGGUUCUGGCACAACCAGGCACUUUGAUCAGGGCAACUCUGCCAUUUCAGAGUGAUGGGCAGUCGUCUGCCAUCAACAGGAAUGGGUACAAGUUGGACACUGAGGAGAAGACUUCCUUCCCUAUCAUUAGUAUCAUUUAACACAAAGUCUUCUGCAUUGAAAUGCCCAUCACUCUGAAAUGGCACAGAGUUGUCCUGAUCAAAGUGCCUACAUCUUAUUGUUGGUGUUGACUGAAAGAACAGUGAGUUCUACAAUCACUGAUAUACAAGCAAUCUUCUAGCUACAUACAAGAUUUUUUUCCUGAUUUACUAGAUUUAAUCGUGGAAAAUGUGCACUGGCCUGAAAGCAUUGUGAUACUGUGAAAAAAAUCCAUGCCUAUUGCAUUAGUGCCUACCUUCUGCAGACCUCUUCCUACAGUUUUCCAGUCUUACAGAGAUUGUUCUCUUGGUUGGGAACACAGAAGCACCUGCUGGAUAUGGCACUGGCUUUCAUCUUUGAGGAGAUGUGUUUCAUAGCUUUCACAAUUCCUUGGCUAAGACUGUAAGUGUAUGGAUGCAGCCAGUCACAGAAGUAUAUCUAUUUCGGUCUCAAGUGUUGUAAGCAUGUGAUGUCCUACAGCCCAGCACAACACCCACAAACAAGCUUCAUAACAACUGGACAAUUCUGGGGUCUUCCUAAAGCCUGCAAAAUCAGGUAUACAAAUGCAGAUCAUUUCUGCUGUCAAAUGUGUACUUUUUCUAGAGCAAUGAUCUGUAAACCUCUGAUCUAAUACAACCGUUUUCUUUCCUUAGUGCAUCACACAUAUGAUAUUGCCAGGUUUGAUCAAUAGCUUCUCCUUUUCAAGUCAUUUGACUUCAUAGGAAGUGGACUGAAUCAUUUAGAAAAAUGUAAUCCUGUAAUGAAUUUUACGAACAUAAAUAAAAUGUAUUUUGGGACACACUGGGAUCCCAGUGUGUUCAGGAUCCCUAAACAAAGUGGCAGCAUCUCAAAAGCUCCGAGGCUACCAAUGUAAACAUCUCAUCUGUUCCUAUGCAAUUAAGUACAAAAAUAAAAGAUUAUUUUAAAGAGA
This is a messenger RNA of Pezoporus flaviventris, 2877 nucleotides long. RefSeq names its product transmembrane protein 213 (gene TMEM213). NCBI's taxonomy places the organism in Eukaryota, Metazoa, Chordata, Aves, Psittaciformes, Psittacidae. The record is from RefSeq and is a predicted model, not a curated record. The coding region runs from base 337 to 657 and encodes 106 amino acids. The transcript is spliced from 3 exons.